AUGGAUUUAUUAAGUUAUGUUCAUUUUAUUGUAUUUUCAGCAAUAUUUGCAUUGUUUAUAAUGUAUUUAUUGUUUUUAUCAUCAAUUUCAUUUGGGUUUAUAGUCAGUAAAUUAUUAUCUGCAUUCGUAAUGCCAAAGGAUACAUUUAUUCGAAUUAAUUCAUUUCAAAUUUCGAUUAUUUCGGGUAGGAUUGUAUUUAAAGGUGUGAAGGUGGCUACAAAGAAUACAUGCAUACGAGUAGUUGAGGGUGCUAUAACAUUUAGAUAUUGGUUACGUAAAACUAGGGAAUCUCAACAUAUUCACACUGACUCUCCAAGUCGUAUUGGUAUCGAAUUAUCUGGUUUAGAAUAUUUGGUUUAUAAUAAUAGUUAUAGAUAUGAUACGAUCGAAGAAAUUUUAAAAAAGAAAUCAAAUCACAAUCGCGAUAGUAACCAAAAUAAUGGUAAUAAUAACAACAACAAUAGUAAUAUUAAUUUAAAUGAUAUUUUAAAUGGUAAUAGUAAUGCAAGCUCAGCAAAUGAUUUAAAUGAUAUCAUUAAUAAUGACCUACCAAAUUUACAGAAACAAAAACAACAACAACAACAACAGCAACAGCAACAACAACAGCAACAGGAUGCAAGUGGUGCCGAUGAAAAGAAAGAAGAUUUACCACCUUUACCAUCUGUAAAAGACUUUGUUUUACCCAGAUUUUAUAGAAUGUUUUCGACAAUUGCAAUUACGAUAAGAAAGGGCUGUAUGAUGUUAAGUAAUCCAGAACUACCAACUAUUUUGGUUAUUACUUUUGAUAAAAGUACUGGUCUAUAUACAACUGACAGUGCUAGUUUAGUUGAUUAUGAUUAUUAUAGACAGGUUGCAAAUAUGGAUUUGGUAAAUAUUAAAAUGAAUUUAAUGAAUAAUAAAGAUUAUAAUGGUGAGUCGGAAUUAUAUGUAGAUAGACCCCAAAAAGAAGAUUUUGUAACAUAUGCAUUUGAAAGUUUUAAAUCAGUUUAUAAAGAUAUUAAAUUUACAUUUAUAAAUACAGACGAAAAUUUUGAAACUAGCGAUUUACCAAGAAGAAAAUUAGAUGAUGAAAAUAAUAAUAAAAUACCAUUAUAUGAUUAUGGUAAAAGUACAGAAAUUUUAAACUCAGUAUUGGUCCAUCUUAGUUAUUAUUGUGAUGUUCCAGGGCCAGUUCAAAAUAUACCAGAGCAUUUGGUUUACAGAGAGUUAGUAGCUCCUCAGUGGGGAGCAGAAAUUAAUUUUAAUUCUAGUACUAUUGUAUAUGGCCCAUGGGCUGAUAGAAAUAGAGCAUUAAUUCAAAAAUUCUUUAUGCCAAUGGACUACGAAACAAGGAAAAUUUAUAAACCAAUUGUUGGCCAAGCAAGACAGUAUGCAAGUUUCAAAACUGUUAUAAACUUUUCGAAAAAUACAACUUUUAGAAUACCAUUCAGAGAGUUAUCUAAAGACGUUCAUUCAUCACGUGAGGAGAUUGCACAAAAAAAACCAGGUUAUGUUGAUGUAAGAAUGGACGAAAUGUCAACAAUUACAUGUGUUUCACCAAUGUUGGUUUACAAAACCUCUGGUAUUAGUAUUAUGGAUAUUAGCAUUCAAUUAAAUAAGUGCAGUGUAUCAACUAGUUUAACCAACACAACUUUUCUUCAAUGCAGUUAUUUGAAAUUCAUAUUUCAAGUGAAUUAUCCAAUGGUUUGGAAUCAUUUGACCGAAUGGAACGCUGACUUUGAUAUAGGUCAACCACAGAUUUUUCUUUUAUCUGAUGUUUUAACUUUAUUCAAAGAUUUAGGUAAUGAUUGGUCCGCUGGCGAACCUGUCGAUAUUACAAUGUUUGUCCCAAAGAAUUUUAAAUUUAACUUUGUUCUUUCAAAUUUCAGUAUCUUUUGUAACGUCAACGAGCAAAAUAUUGUCAAUAUUCCAAAUAAUUUAGAAGAGAAUGCUCAUUAUAUUUUUACUGGUCCAUUAUUAAAGGCAAACUUGGUAUUACCAUUUAACAGUUUCCAACCAGUUAAAACCGAAAUAUUAUUCGAUGUCUAUGUUAAACGUCUAUCUCUAAAACUAAUACUACCAGUUUACAAUACAAUUCGACAACACUUAGAAGAUAUUGAAAUUGAAUCAAAAGAUGAUGACCAAUUAAAUAGUGAUUCCAUUUUAACACCACCACCACAACCAAAUAGUACAUUUUCACAAACCAAUAGCCAAACACCAAAUAUUAAUCAACAAAAUCAUUAUUAUUAUUAUCAUCAUCCAAAUUACACUAAUCAUGACAGUAGCCAGUUUAUAUUUUGUGAAGAUUUUACAUUAAAUGGUAAAUAUCUUUAUUAUCAAAAGGUUGAUCCAUCAUACAUCAACUCUGUUGUUUUAAAUAUUGUAGGUCAAAAUCCUACAGUCAAAUUAUUUGGUUUCUAUGUUCGUUAUUUCUUAUUUUUAAAGAAUAACUUUUUCGGUUAUACAAGUCACAUUAUAAAUUUACAAAAAUAUAAAGAUAAUAUUAAUCGUGAAAAAGAAAUGGAAAAAGAAGGUGGUAUGCAAAAUGACAAUCAAAAGAAUAAAUCAUCACAACAGCAAGAGCCAGAUAGUAACGACACAGAGAUUUAUGUAUCAGUACAUUUACAAGAUGCUACUUUGUUUUUACCAAUGGGUUUAUAUAGCUCCAAACAACAAGCUACUCUAGGUCUACAUGAAUUUCUUUUAGAAAUCCGUUAUUUACCAACUUAUUUAGAUUUAUAUGCCGAUUUUAGUCCAAUGGUAUUAAAAAUUCCUUUAACAGAGUCUGAAGUACUUAGCGAGGCCAACAAUGCCAGUGCUGGUGAUCUUUUAAAUCGUUACAUUCAAAUUAAUGAUUUUACAUUCAAGCUUCACUUUCUUUAUGGUCCAAAACCCACUGUUGCAAAUUAUGCUGAUUUUGUAAACGUUCAUAUUGGUGCCAUUACUGGUAAUGUUUUAAUUUCUCAAAUCACAGGUCUAGGUAUUUGGUUAGAGAAUUUCUUUUUCCAUUUAAAUAAUAAGGAUAAUGCUCUUUCAACUAAAUUGGUAUCAAAGACAAGUCCAGUUUAUUCAUUAUUAAAAUUAACUGUAAAUACAAUCUCACUUUACAUUUAUUCAAGUGAGCAUAUCACCGAAAUCCGUUUGCCAUUGGGUUUAAAGAUGCAUUCAAAUUCUUUGAUUGAUCAAUUAUCACACAGUAAAAUGGUAAUUGAAAUUCCAGAAAUUUCAUUCAAACACUUGGUACCUUUAUCUAAAGCAAAUUCAUCUGGUCAACCAAUAUCAAUUAAUAUUAAUAAUGGUAAAAAUGGUGCAAAUAAUCAAGCUUCAUCUAAAAAGAACAGAAAAUGGGCAGAAGUUGGGGACUUGAAAAUCGCUUGUAAUAUUUCUUUAUAUAGUAAGGAGCCAAAUUGGAGAAUCGAUUCCGAAAAGCAGCGUCAAUUCUUAAUUACCCAUGACAGUGAAAGUAAAUUUUUAGCAUUCUUGUGGGAAGAUGAAGAAUCAUUCGAAGAGUUAUAUAGACAAACUAUAUUUGAACAAGAGCAAUUAAUCAAACGUCACGAUUUAAUUAAUAACAGAGUGCUUGGUUUUGGUGGUGUUUUAAAUACCAAUAAAAGAGAUAUUAUAUCCUCAUCAGAAUAUAAAGAGUCUUAUUCAUUUUCACCAAUUCAAAUGGGAAAUAUCAAUGGUAGUAAUAGUGGUACACCAAUAUCUGCAUCCAAAAGUAAUAGUUUCCUGUAUCCAAUUGGUAGCUCUAAUCAUAUAUUAAAGUGGACUACCAAUACAUCCCCAAUGAAUGCUUAUGAUUUAUUUGCUGCUUCAACUGCUCAAAUGAAAAAUUCAAAAUCAAAUUUAGAUAUUAGUUCGUAUCUCAAUGCUCAACAUACAGAAUCAGUUUAUUCAGACGACGAAGACGAAGAUGACUAUGAUGACGACGAAGAUGAUGAUGAUGAAUACCAAACACCAGAAACUUCACUCCAUACAGGCAAAAAUACUGACGACGAAGAGGAAUAUAGCGAUCCAGAAUUGAUGAUGUCAUCUAGGGAUGAUAGAUUAUUUGUUACAGCAAAAACAUCACAAUUUUUAUCCCCAAUUAAUGUUAGUAUGGGUUCACCAAGUGCAGUAGCCAAUGAUGUCGCUCAACAAUCACCUCAAUCAUCAACAUUAUCCUCAUCACAACAAUUAAAUUAUAAUCCUCUUAAGGUUUCAUCUAGUACAAAUAAUUUAAAGAAUAUAUUAAAGAAUAAAAAUAUAAUCGAUAAUGAUUCACCAGUUUUAGUCGAUUCACCAAAAAGUGAUAAUUUAAGGGGUAGUGGUGGUUUUUCAAGUUACAAUAGUUCAAUCAAUCCACAUAUUGUAUAUCUUAGAAACUACUUACGUACAUAUUUCUUUAAUCUAUCACAAGCUAGAAUGGCAGCAUUCGGUUCAACUAGUAAGCAAUCAUCAUUUGUCGAAUGCACACCCAAAAGACAAUUCCCUACCCAACCAGCAACACCAAAUCUACAAAAAUCGUCCGCAAGCAAUUUAAGAGGUGUUUAUCAAAACCAAAAUGGAGAUAAUCCACAUGAGUCAAUUCAUUCAUUAUCCAAUAAUUUUGAAUCAUCUUACAUUCAAUAUUUAACAAAAGAUAUCAACUCAUCAGAAAUACCAAUUAUCCCAAAGAGAUCAAGAACAAAGAGAUUAGUGACAUCCAAUCCAUCAAUACCAAUUCCAGAACAUCAUUACGAAUCAUUUGAAAAUAAUGAUAGUAACGAAUUUCCACAUGAUCAUUUAAAUGAACACAGCUCAUGCAAAGAUCACUAUUGUCUAUAUGGUCAAGAUACUUCGAUUACCACCAUUUUUAUCGAUAGUAUGAAGGAUAUUGAGUUAUUUGCUACACCAGUUAUUGUUAAUAUUUUGGAAGAGUUGGUAGAAUCAUUUAUUGCUAAGGAUCCAUCCAUCGAUUACAUGCUCGAUUAUUUCCAACUUAGAACCAUUUCAGAGCAAUUUAAAGUAAAGAAAUUCCUGCAUAAUCAAAUUAGAUUAAAUUUAUUCAUUCACAAAUUUAAUUUAAAUUGGAUUCAAUCAAUUAUUAUUGCACCAAAAGAUUUAAUUCAAAAGCAACAAAAACAAAAACAGCAACAAUCACCUAUUGGUAGAGCUAGAAGUAAUAGUGGCGGUAAAAGCAAAAAAAAUAACGUAGAAUUGUAUACUACAGAAAUUCAAGUUGAAUCCAUUACAAUUCAAUUAAGCUCCUGUACCAAACAAAUGAAUCAAAACAGUAUUUCUAAUAAUAUUGAUGAUAUUAGAUUAUCAAGUAGUAGUAUAAAUCAAAAAAGUUUAUUACCAAAAGAUGAAUUUUGCCAUUUCCAAACUAAAUGUAAAAUUAAAUCAAUUCAUGGCUGUAUUAGAUACCAUAAUGAUAUAGUUGAACAAGCAUCACAAUUUAAACCAUCUGCAAAUACAACCACAACCUCAACUACCACCAAUACCACAACACAAACAAAUGACAAUUCAUCAAGUGAAAUUAAUUAUUAUUCAAUUCCAAAUAAUAUUUUAUCAAAAUAUCACAAUAAAUCAUUUAAUAAUCAAAUUAUAAUUGCAUCAGUCUCAACAGAUGGUAUUAAAAUUGAAGGUGUUAUUAUGGACGAAGAAAAUAUGAAAUUAAAUUGCUCAACAAACUCAACUAAUGUAAAUUCAAAACCAAGUGGUGAUUUUAAAUUGGAUUUAGGAAUGGUUUCAAUUUAUUUUACCCCAAAUUCACCAGCUAUUCUCUUUAGAGUAGUUGAUACUUGGAUUGUACAUGUAUCAUCUUUAGUUUCCGUAUUUGGUAGAUAUAAAGAGCUAUGGUCAAGACGUAUGCAGGUUUUAAUAGCAGAAUUAUUAAAAGCAAAAUCAAGAUCAUUAACAAACUUUUCACCUUCUAAUGCAAUCUAUAGUGGCGGUAGUAAUCCAAAUAAUGUCGCAACUAGCACAUUUAGCAGCGGUGGAAGUACUAUUAGUCACAAGAAUAAAUUACUAGACUUCUUAUCACCAGAUUUCAAAGAGAUUAUUGGUGAUGAAGCUAUUAUCCAUAGAACAGGUUGGGAAGAUAUUUCAAAAAUGAGACAUUUUAUGCGAUUCACAGAACGUCCUUCAAUUGAUCAAACUGUGGGUUCCAUUUCCUUAGAGCAAGAUCACGAUUCAUAUUUCUUUUUCCAAGAGUUAAUUAAUGAAAUUUAUGAAACAGAUCAAGGUGGUGAAUUAAUUCAAUUAUUCCAAUCACCAUUAAUUAAGAAAUUGUUUAUUGAGGAGCCUGGUUCAUCUUCAAGUUUAAAUGCAAAUUUACAAUUUGAAUUUCAAGGUUUUCAAGUUACUGUUGUUAAUAAUAAUGAAAAAAUGAAUUCAUUACAUCAACAACAUCACCAACAUCACCAUAAUAAUAAUAAUAAUAAUACACCCUCAAAUACAAAACCAAAUAUACCAAAAUCUAAACAAACUUCUUCAACACCAAAUAAUAGUAAUGAUACUUCAACAGCAAAUAGCAAUAGUAACAAUAAUAAUUCAUCAAAUAAUAUUAAUCAAUUAGCAAUAAGUAAAGUUGUUGGUGGUGCUAUGGCAAGUUAUAAUUUCGAAUCAAAUUUUGAAAGUUUACCAGCAACUAUAAAAAGCACAACACCAAAAUCAUCAUUGGAUAUUGAUUUCUUUUCAUCUUGUAAACAAGUAUCAUUAAGAAUUUCACCAGAUUUAAUUUCAUUUAUUCAAAAUACAAUCAAGGUUGUUGAAAUAUCUCAAGUUGAUGUAUUACAAGGGGAGGAGUUAAUUCUUGGUUCUCAUGAUCCUUGGAAGGAAGCUGUUAAACCAUCCCACAGUAGAGAGUUUAAUAGCUACAGUUCACAAAUGAAGCAAUCAAGUCUUUCAUUAAAAAAGAAUCCACCCGAUUUAUCAGUUAUUGGUGAAGAUAUCGAAGAGCAAAUAGUCGGUGACGAACCAAAUAUGAUACCAAUGGUUAAUUUACAUGAUAAAGAAUCGUCAUCAUCAUUAAAGCCACCUCUAUCUCCAGGUCAUUCCAAACGUGAAACCUCACCAAAUUUAUCAUCAGUCGCUAAAAAUGCUAAACUUUUAUUAUCACAGCAACAAAUGGAAAAAUUAAUUUUAGAGGAACAAAAUAAAUCACAACCACCAACCCAACCACAUUUGCAACCACAAGAGUUUAAUCCAACAGUUAGUGGUGUUUCAAAUAGCAGAAAGAAGGUAUAUUAUUCAACUUCAAGUUCACGUUCUAAACAGAAACAAUCUACUUUAACAAUUACAGCACAUGGCCAUUUCUCAUUUGAUGAGAUUCAUUGUAGAGCAUUCUCCUCUGGUAAUGGUACACUUAGAAUGGUUUUAAAGAAUCUCUCAUUUGUAUUUAAUGAGUUUGGUGCUUCUCAACCUCAAGAUGGAUCACGUCCAAAUGGUGAUUAUAUUCAUAUGAUUCAUUCUUGUAUUUUCUCAAUUCCAAGCAUCGAGUUACAUUUAUUAGAUCACAAUGAUAAUCUUGAAUUGGUUAAACCAAUUUUUGGUCUCAGUGUUAAGGAUUUAUGCUUCAACGAAGUUUUAUUCAAAAUUGGUAAAAAGAAAACUAGAACAAUUUUAUCAACUGGUAAACGUGAAGAGUAUAUCGAUUUCUCUUUAAAAUACGACUUGUUUUUAAGUUUUGCUCAAGCCAUAUUACCAUUUAAAAUGUCUCAUCAAUUUUUACCAAAAUUAAGAGGGUUCCUUAAAGAAUGGACCCCAGUUUCAACAGUUAAACAACAAAAGAAGGAAAAUAACGAAGCAAUUGCCCUCAGUGAUAUUAAAUUCCCACCAAUUAGAUUAAAACUCGAUCUUCACGAUAUUAUGAUUAGUACAGAUGCUAUUUCAUAUUUACCAGUUAAAUAUAAUAUCUCAAGAAUUACAGCUUCAUUUAGUCAAUUCUCUCACAAUGAUUUGGAAUUUAAUGUUCAAUUACAUCAACAUCAAAUAGCAUUUGUUAAACCAUUGUCAUCAUCAACCUCAACAGCUAAAAGUGAUACAAGUAACAGUAACAGUAAUAGUAAUAAGGACAAUAUUGCAUUAACUAAAGAGCCAUUUAAUUUCCCUAAAAUUAAAGCAUUUGGUUCAAUUAAGAAUAAACCAAGUAAAGAUAGAAUCGAUUUAAUGGCAAAUCUCGAAAUUGGUUAUAUUCAAAAUAUUCUUUCAAUUGAUUUACUUCAAAAUAUUUUAGUAUUAAGAGCCACUCUUUCCAAAGAGAUCGAUGAACUUUUAAAUGCUUAUAUUUCAUAUGCCGAAAAGAAAUCUUCAAAUACAACCACCGAUGACCCACAACAACCAAAUACUUCUAUAAACAAGCCACCAUCCAUAUUAUCGAAAAUCAAAUAUAACUGUAGUUUGGUUUUAUUAGGUUUUGAAUUAUUGUUUACAAAUAAUAGUGCAUCGUUAUUAUUCUCCUCUGGUAUUAUAGAUUUAAGAGUCAUUUACCAUCAACAACAGCAGGAGAAACAGGCUUUAUCUCCACACUUACCACCAAUUGGCAGGAAUAAAACAAUGAUUGGAAAUUCAAAACGUACAAUUCAUUCAUUGGCAAGUGUAGCACAACAGCAGCAAUUACAAAAGAGAGAACAAAAACCAACCUCUGAAACUUUAACUUGGAAAGUAGGUUUUAGGGAUUUAUCAAUGAUUCUAUCUGAUCAAACUUUAACUAUCGAUACUACCAAUACUUUUAAUAAUCGUAGAAAUCAUGGCUUCUCUAGAAUUCAAAAUUUAAAAUCACAAAUUUGGGCAGGUAUUAUUACUGAUAUCAGUAUUCAAAGUUAUCCAUUCAAUAGUUUCCAUCUUACUAAAUUUGGUGGUAAUAAUAGUAAAGCAUCAUCAUUUAAUUUGGUCUCAACCAAUCGUUCAAAUAUUUUUGAAAAGGCAUGGGUAUUAAUAAGUAAAACUAUUGUUACACUUCAACCAUGGGCAAUUGAUAAGGCAACAGAUCUUUGGAUUUACUAUUUCAACUCAUACCAAAAGACAACAUCAAAAUUAGCAAAAAUAUCAUUCACUCAAAGAAAACAACAAGUACAAAGAGCUUUAAAUACUAUUCCAUCAACUAUUCCAAUUAAAGAAACAAAUUUAUCAAUACAUAUUAAAAUUAUUGAUACAAAUAUAUGUAUUCCACUAUUAUUAACCGAUAAUAACAAUAGUUUAGAUAAAAAUUGUUCUGCUAUGGUAAUUUCCCUUGGUACUUUCUCAUUAUAUGGCGUCGCUAUUAAAAAUCAACAUGAUUUGAAGAAACUAUCAUUUAACCAAUAUCAGAAGCAACCUUUAGACCAACCUCCAGAGGACGAUAAAUUAGUAAAGGUUUUAGGAAACUGUAAAUUCUCUAAAUUUUCAUUCCAAUUCGUAGAUAAUUACCAUCCAUCAAAAUUAAACUCAAUUCAGUUAUUACCAAGUAUUAAUCGUGGUAUCAUUGACUCUGGUGAUUGUCAAAUGACUGGUCUUUUCUCUUCGCACAAUGUUAAAUUAUUUGUAAACUUAAAUACCACUGGUUUAUUCUUACAUCUGGAUACAAAUUUAAUGUAUUAUAUUGUUCAAUUCCAAGAUUUAUUAUUUUUAGGUCAAGAAAAAAUUAAAAAAAUUAAUUUAGAAGAACAAGAAAAACAAUUAAAAGAUGGCCAAUCAUCACCACCAAAUAUUAAUAAAGGAAUUAAUAAUAAUAGUAAUAAUAAUAAUAGCAAGAAACCAACAUCAAAAUCAAAUCAACCCCAGGCUCCAGAGUAUAAAUUAGAAAUUGACUUUACAUUAAAAACUUCAGUUGGUGAAGCUACUUUAACUAAAACCACUCCCAUUGAUGACAGCGGAUCCAAUAAUGAUAAUCCACCAUCGCUAUACUCUAGUUUCGAUAAUCCUUUAGCCUCUCCAUUUACCAAUAGUAUAAAUCAAAAGAAUCAUAUCGAUGAACAAUUCCAAGAGUGUUUCCAAUUACCACAAAUUUCCAUUUCAGCAAACCAUAUUUUAAUUCCCAGAUCAAAUAAUCAACAAUCACAACAACCACAACAACCACAACAAAAGCCACAGCAACCUAACAACAAUACUGGUAGUAUUAGUGGUAAAUCAAAAUCUGAAACAAAUAUCCUUUUAACAUUAGAGUCAUAUACCAUUAAAUUAACUCCAUUCUUUAGUAACUUUUUAUCUGAUACAAUAAAGAAUACACCAGAAUCAUCAAUGUCGCAUCAAUAUAGUCAAAUGGCAAAUAAUUCAAAAUCAACAACAUCUUUAAAUAGCUCGAAUAGUAAUAGUAAUAACGAUACACAGGAUAUUAAAACCAUACCAGGCUCAACAACAUUUACAGUUCGUAUAAACCCAACCAAGUUUAUAUUAAAUGGUUUUGAAUCAACAUUAGCAAUUUUAGAGAUUGGCACAUUGGAUAUUUAUCUUUCUAAUAUUAUAAAGAAUACUGCAGGUUCAAAAGGUCGUGUUCUUUUGAUGAAUGGUACCCUUUAUCUUAGUAGUUUAUUGUUUAAGAUUGUUCAUUCAUCAAUUCAGGAUGAAAGAUUAGGUAUUGUUAUUAGAAGUGUUAAAGGAAAUGUUGGUAUUGCCCAUGGUAUUUCAAGUAGCCCACUAGUUUCAAUUUUGUUAAAUGCUGAUAAUUCCCAUGGGUAUUUCAAUGUUAAAUAUUUGGAUGAAAUCUUACAAUUUAUAAAUCAAUGGAUACCAGAAGAAAGAAAAGAUGAUAAACCUAUUAUCAAUGUUUCACCAAUUCCAAAUCGUUUAAAUAGUGUUAAUCAAGAAGAAAAAUUAAAACAAGAGUCUUUAGCUUCAAGUAAAAUGAAAUCACAAUUCUAUGUUAAUGUUAAAUUAGGUUCAUUUGGUUUAGAUUUAGAUUUCUUACCAGUCAGUAGAUUCAAUCUUUUAAUUCAAAAUAUUGGUGGAAUUUUAUCACCAACAUCGGAAUUGGAAGAAUAUCAAAAUAAUCUUCAAAAGCUUUAUUCUCAUUUAAAUAAAAAUGAAAUGGUAGAUCUUUACUUUUUAACAUGCUAUACUGGACCAAUAUCAAUUUCAGGUCAUGGUAAACUAGAGGGCUAUUUAGAAUUGGAGGGUAUUAUCAUAUGUGGCGAAAGAAAACUUUAUCAAAUGGUCAAUUAUGUCAAUAUGUGGACAUUCCAAAUGUCACCAACCAAAAUCUCAUUUGAUUUUAAUCAAUCAGAAAUUCUAGAUCUUCAAAGUGGAGAAUUUUCAAUUAGAUUCUCUGAUUUACCAAUUGAAAAUUCAAAUGAAAGAAGUAUAAAUUGUGAAAUCUCUUACUCUCAAUUACAAUUAUUAUUAUCUUGCGAAACUAUUACUUCAGUUUUGGAUAUUAUCAAAAGAAUCAAUGAAAUUAUUUCCGAUAAAAUAAAAUCAGCAAAAUAUAAUAUCAUCCAUUCGAAUGUCAACAAUAACUUAUUUAAAAAUUCAAAUAAAAAAUCUGCAACUCUUAAUGUCAAAUCAGAAAAUAAUAAUAAUAAUAAUAAUAAGAAAACUAAAACAAUUGGUCAAAUUAAAGUUAAAGGUUCAGAUUUUAAGACUUUGUUAUUUGGUUAUAGUUUUAAAGAUCCAACAUGGUUUAGUUUUAGUUUAGAGUCUUAUCAAAUAGUAUUAGAUCAGUCCAGAAAGAAGAAAGAUGAAAUUCAUAGACAAAUAUCUAUCUUAUUAGGUCAAAGUUUUAUUUCUAAAAUGACUGAAAAUCUUUCGCAACAAUCACCAAGAGCCAAUGUUAGAGAAUGGGAAUUAAGAGAUCACUUUAAUAGAAAUGCUUUAGAAACCAAAAUUAUAAAAAUUCCAGUUUCAAGUUUAAUUAUGGACUCUACCGAAAGAACUAAUUCAGCUGUAGAGUAUUACUUUUUAACAGAAUUCACCGACUCGAUUGCAGUCAGUGUUAAUUUAGGUUUAUAUGCAGAUUUAAAGGAUAUGGUUCAAAUUUAUAUUAAAGUUUUAUCUGAUACUUCAAUUACUUCUGGUAAUAGCAAUAAUAACUCACCACCUAAUACGCCACCAUUAUUAAGCCAAUCACAAAUUAUUCAUUCACCAAAGAGUCAGCAACAACAACAACAAAAUCAACAACAAAAUCAACAACAACAACAAAUCUCACCUCUAUCAAAGAGUUUCCAAGCUGGUAACCCAUUGCCUAAUGAUGAUCACCAACACCAUUUCGACGAUAGCAGUAGUCACGUUUCAAGCUCCACUAUUUCAAGAUACGGACCAAACAUCAAAACUAGAAAAGAUCCAAAGACUGGUCGUAUUUUUGUCGAAAAGAAAUUCCAAUUAUCCCCCACAAUUAAUGUAUUGGGUGAGUUUACUCCCAAAAUUACUACUGUUUUUGGCUGGUUAGAUAUCAAAGAUAUCAACUAUACCAUUCCAUUUUAUGUUCAUACCGGCUUAACCGAUAAUUUAGAAUCAGUUUUAGAUCAAUUCUUAUCAUUUUCAAAUUCUUUAAAUCAAAAUAAUUUAGAAACUAUUCAGCAACACCAACAACAAAUUAAUCAAAAUAAAAACAAAAAUAAAUAG
This is a messenger RNA of Dictyostelium purpureum, 12483 nucleotides long. RefSeq lists its product as uncharacterized. The record is from RefSeq and is a predicted model, not a curated record. Gene Ontology annotation, cellular component: membrane. Gene Ontology annotation, biological process: fermentation. Bases 1 to 12483 code for a protein of 4160 amino acids. The transcript has 3 exons. NCBI's taxonomy places the organism in Eukaryota, Evosea, Eumycetozoa, Dictyosteliales, Dictyosteliaceae.